This is a messenger RNA of Lachancea dasiensis, 1755 nucleotides long. The record is from the annotation of a GenBank genome assembly. NCBI's taxonomy places the organism in Eukaryota, Fungi, Ascomycota, Saccharomycetes, Saccharomycetales, Saccharomycetaceae.
AUGGGGUUGAAAGAUAUUACAUCUUCCCUAUCCUUGAAGAGUCUGGACUCCAGACUUGAUCCGGGGACGGACCCUAAGCGGAUACAAAAAGUGAGUAAAGGUGCGACAAAACCUCGGUGGAACACGAUGGAGUUCAAAUUUUAUUAUCUCAUGUUUGCAAUUGUAGUUCCACUAAUGAUAAAUGCGGCUCUAUCGGCCACCAAUGAAAGAAGCCCUAAUUUCCCGAGGUUUGAGCCUUUACUCAGCAAAGGGUGGAUCAGGGGCCGAAAGGUUGACAACAGUGACUCUCAAUAUCGAUUUUUUCGCGACAAUCUGCCAUUACUGGUUGGAUUGGUGCUGCUGCACUCUUCGUUAAAAAAAGCAGUUGUGGGUAUAACCAAGUGCCAAAAAGCUACAUUUGAUCUCGUUUUUGGGCUAAUAUUUUUAUUUGCGGCGCAUGGGAUCAAUGCAAUUCGAGUGCUGACGCAUGUCUUGAUCAGUUUCGCUAUUGCCAAAUGUUUUCGAAAGAGAACGAAGCUGGCAGUACUCUUGACAUGGGUGUAUGGCAUCAGUACGUUGUUCAUCAACAAUAGUUAUUGGAAUUACCCAUUUGGCAAUAUCAUGAGUGCAUUAUCCCCUUUGGAUACGUCCUUUAAAGGCAUUAUUGAACGUUGGGACGUUUUUUACAAUUUCACUCUGCUAAGAACGCUAAGCUUCAACAUGGAUUUCCUUGAGAAAUGGGAGGAGGUUAAAGCGGGAAAGAAAACUGUAUUUGCCUCUCCCGCACCACCAAGUAAGCCAGAGUUGAAGAGAUCCACGUCAUCCACACUAGAGACGAUAUGUGAAAAUGGAAAAAAGGCUGUUCUCCUCGAAGAGCGGGCGAGACUGUCCGCUCCCCACCAUAUCCAAGAUUAUUCCCUGUCGCACUACAUUGCCUACAUCACCUACACUCCGCUUUUUAUUGCUGGGCCAAUUAUUACCUUCAAUGACUAUUUAUAUCAGUCUCAACAGACUUUGCCUUCCAUCAACCGGCGGGCGAUUAUUGUUUACGCAUUGAGGUUUGUCUUUUGUGUGCUGACGAUGGAGGCUGUCUUACACUAUAUCUACGCUGUUGCCGUUUCAAAAGCCAAGGCCUGGGAUGGGGAUACCCCCUUCCAAAUUUCAAUGAUUGGUCUAUUCAACCUUAAUAUCGUUUGGUUAAAGCUCCUUAUCCCAUGGAGACUAUUUAGGUUAUGGGCCCUCAUUGACGGAAUUGAUCCUCCUGAAAAUAUGUUACGCUGUAUGAAUAAUAAUUUCAGCGCAUUGGCUUUCUGGAGAGCAUGGCAUAGGUCUUUCAACAAAUGGGUUGUUCGUUAUAUUUAUGUUCCUCUGGGUGGCUCAAGCCAUCGAAUUUUGAGUUCCCUGGCAGUAUUCUCUUUUGUGGCAAUUUGGCACGAUAUUGAACUAAAGCUCCUGUUAUGGGGCUGGCUCAUUGUACUGUUCCUUUUGCCUGAAAUAUUUGCACAACAGGUAUUUUCGGGCCAUCAUAAGAAAUGGUGGUACAGAUUUGUACGCUCGUUUGGUGCCAUACUGAAUAUUUGGAUGAUGAUGAUCGCCAAUCUUUUCGGAUUUUGUUUAGGCUACGAUGGCACAGUGCAUUUGAUAAAGGGGAUUUUCUUCACCUGGUCUGGCAUCAAAUUCUUGAUUGGCGCUAACUUAGCUCUAUUUAUUGCAACGCAAGUGAUGUUCGAACAAAGAGAACAUGAAAAACGCAAAGGUGUUAAUGUGAAAUGCUAA